Limulus polyphemus (Atlantic horseshoe crab) is the source of this 1534-nucleotide messenger RNA. Its product is annotated as alpha-aspartyl dipeptidase-like. The coding region runs from base 369 to 1094 and encodes 241 amino acids. The record is from RefSeq and is a predicted model, not a curated record. NCBI's taxonomy places the organism in Eukaryota, Metazoa, Arthropoda, Merostomata, Xiphosura, Limulidae. Gene Ontology annotation, molecular function: serine-type peptidase activity. Gene Ontology annotation, biological process: proteolysis. The transcript has 8 exons.
GUAGUGAGCAGAGCACAGAUAGUCCUGUGUGUAGUUUUGCGCUUAACUACAAACAAAUGAGCCAUCUGUCUGCUUAUCGCGAUAUCAAAUCCCAAAUUUGAGCGUGAAAGACCUUCAGACCGAUAGUCAGCAGUAAGUUUAAAAACCUAUAUAACGUUAAAAUACGAUGUUCGAUCAUAGCGCUGGGCACAGCACAGGUUGUCCUUUGUGUAAUUUUACGUUAACAACAAACAAACGAACUUUUUUUUCUGAUUCACGGAUCAUACCGCUAAACUGAAUUAUUGUUUUCCAAUUCACCGCUAGAGCUUAUAACUUUGCCACGUGAAGUUAGUAACUGGGUGUUACUAGCAGUCAGUUUGCUAUCGAAAAUGUCUGUUACGAGGCGAUUGCUUCUUAUUUCGAACUCCACAGAGCAUGGUAGUGGGUUCCUAGAAUACUGCAGUGAACGAGUUAAAGCUUUCUUUUCAAAAUAUGGAGUGUCAAAAGUCUUGUUCGUUCCAUAUGCUCUCUUCGACUAUGAUGGUUACACAAGAAAAGCAAGAAAUGCGUUUCAGAAUAUGGGAUUAGAACUGGAAAGUAUUCAUGAAAAAGAAGAUCCUGUAGAAGCAGUUAAAGAAGCACAAGGAAUUUUUAUAGGGGGUGGAAACACAUUUCGGCUGCUGAAGACUUUAUAUGACAACAACGUUAUUGAACCUAUUACUGAAAGAGUGCUUCAAAGCGGUUUGCCUUAUAUGGGAUCAAGUGCUGGAACCAAUGUUGCCACUGUAAGCAUCUGUACAACUAACGACAUGCCAAUUGUCUUCCCACCGUCAUUCAAAGCCUUGGGUCUUGUGCCAUUUAAUAUUAACCCACACUAUAUUGACCCAGAGCCAGGUAGCAUUCACAUGGGGGAGACGAGAGAAGAAAGAAUAAAACAGUAUCAUGAAGAAAGAACAACCCCGGUAUUGGGUUUAAAAGAAGGCAGUAUGUUGGAAGUGGAAGGAGACAAAGCUGUUUUACGAGGAAAGACAGGGGCAAAGUUGUUCAUUAGGGGUCAAGAACCGCAGGUACUGGAAAUUGGAACUGACAUUAGCCAUCUUCUGAAGUCAGAGUGAGAAAUUUAACAACAGAGGCAAAGAGGCUCGUAACAACUGCAAUUAGUAAAUGUAAAAGAAAUAACAGUGUAAAAUUGGGUUUUAAUUUUGUUAAAUAAUCAUGACUCGAUGGUGUGUAUAUAUAGUCGUUAAUUUGUAUUGUUAUCAUGCAAUUAAAAUCGUAAUCUUUUUUAAAUGAAAUAUAAUAACUUACAAACGUUUUCAAAGUAUGAUAUUCUUUAAAGUUUUGAUAUUCAAGAUUUAUAUUAAAAUACCAAAUAUGCAUUGGUAAAUUCUAUGAAAAAAAUGAGUGAUUGUGAAUAUUACAUUCUAAUUUUUCAUGUUUAACACACUUUUGCAUUUACAGUGCAGAUAUAAUUGUAUCAGUUAUAUUACAGAUGUAAGUUCACAAAUGAUUACUUGUUUAUCAGAGGAAUGAGAAAUAAAUUGUUUUCAUAGUA